This is a messenger RNA of Apis dorsata (giant honeybee), 759 nucleotides long. RefSeq names its product rhodanese domain-containing protein CG4456-like. The coding region runs from base 280 to 690 and encodes 136 amino acids. The record is from RefSeq and is a predicted model, not a curated record. The transcript has 4 exons. Gene Ontology annotation, molecular function: thiosulfate-cyanide sulfurtransferase activity. Gene Ontology annotation, cellular component: mitochondrion. Lineage: Eukaryota; Metazoa; Arthropoda; Insecta; Hymenoptera; Apidae.
AUGUUUAUAUUUAUAAUAUAUUAUAAAAUAAUUUAUGUAGAAUUCAUGUUAUAUGAUUGUGAAUAGAUUAAUAAUAAUAGAUUAUGAAUUUUAAUAAAUUACGUCAGUGUUAUAAACCUAUAUUUUUUAAAUUGUUAUUUCAUAAUAUGUUUGUUAAACCAGAAAAAAGUAUUUAUAAUAAAUUAUUAAAAAUCUCUUCAUAUAGGAUAUUUCCUUACGGUAAUUUACAAAAAAAAAGAAGUAUUUGCGAAGUCAUUUAUUUAACAAUUUAUAAAAAAUAUGAAAGUUCAAGUUAUCUCACAAUUUUCAACUUCACUUCUUAACAAUAAAAUCAUGUCCGAAGAAUCAUAUGAUGUUGGUUAUAGUGAUAUUUUAAGAGCUCAAAGAGACCGUGAUAUUUUAAUUAUUGAUGUUAGAGAAAAAGAAGAAAUUGGUGAAACUGGAAAAAUACCUGGAAGUAUUAAUAUACCAAUGUCUGAUGUUGAAAAUACAUUGAUAAACUUUUCGAAUAAAGAAUUUAAAAAUAAGUUUAACAAAGAGAAACCUUCCAAAAAUACAAAAAUCAUAUUUUGCUGUAGAGCUGGAAGAAGAAGUGGUAUAAUUCAGAAACAAAUGCAAAAACUUGGAUAUAAAAAUACCUAUAAUUAUAUUGGAGGAUGGCGGGAUUGGGAAAGAAGAAGUAAAAAAUAAAAGCAAAUGUUAAAAAAUAAUAUUUUGUGUAUUAAAAUGCUUAAUAAUAAUUUAAUAUUAUUCAUAAAA